AUGAACCUAAUUAUGUUUGAAACUACUCCCUGUGGACCGUCACCUGACCUGUUACAGACAGAAGAUUCUGAGUAUAGAAAUUUGUUACCAAAAAGCGAUGCUGUGUACGUCUCUCAAACGCUACAGGGUGUUAGUCGAGUUCAGUGUGGACUUCGCUGUUUAUUACACAACAAAAACUGUGCAGGAAUGCUGUACAAUAAUGCAACAGAACACUGUAAAACUGUGAAGUCUAGCCUUAAUGAACAAACAGUUGACAGAAGUCGAAUAGAAAUAGGAUGGGAACUUUUUGUGCACAGCAAUGGUUGUGACUCAGGUUGGAUACUGUACGAUGGACAUUGUUACAUUGCGAGCCCAACUGCCAUGAAUUGGAUGACUGCUGAGCUAUAUUGUGAGAGCCGUGGUGCUCACAUGGUUACAAUAGACACUGACGAGGAGAACCAAUGGAUCAUGGAUGUUUUCGUGCCACCAUGGGAUGCUGCUGCCUGUUCGGUUUUGUGGAGAUGUUGCAAUACUUGGAUUGGGACAAGUGAUAUUGAUCAAGAGGGUUUAUUUACUUGGACCCAACAAAGAAGCAUGGCAUAUUGGAACUGGUAUACAGAUGAACCUAAUGAUGCUAAUGGAAAUCAAGACUGCGCAGCUUUGUGCCAGAAUGGAUUUUGGAUGGAUCGCACAUGCACCUUUGCUGCUUCCUUCGUCUGUGAAAAGGAUUAA
Saccostrea echinata is the source of this 711-nucleotide messenger RNA. Its product is annotated as perlucin-like protein. The coding region runs from base 1 to 711 and encodes 236 amino acids. The record is from RefSeq and is a predicted model, not a curated record. Lineage: Eukaryota; Metazoa; Mollusca; Bivalvia; Ostreida; Ostreidae. The transcript has 6 exons. Gene Ontology annotation, molecular function: signaling receptor activity.